ACGUCUCCCCUCUCCAGAGUUGUUUUUUGCACAGAGGGAGCUGCUUAACAGAGAUUGCGGGGCUGCUGUGGAGGGUUUUUCUUGUUUGUCUCUUUUUAAACCGUAGCUGUAACGAUUUGUUUUGUAGGUCGCUUAAGCUAUUUUUCCGCACUGGUUGUUUUUAAAUAUAGCUAGUUAGUUACACGUUGGUUGGUGUUUAUUAUUAUUUUAGCAAUUUCAAAAAAAGACAUGAAAAGUUUAGGCCUUUUAUUAUUUUAAAAUUUAGCGUUAUAAGUAGAUAUUUAGUCAACUGUGGAUAUAUUUUACCUAUCAGCUAUGUUGUUGACCGACAACCAGGUCAGUCUCAGUGUUUUUACGUCUGUAACGGACACAACUGAUGAACCGAUCCGAGCUGCGGUCCCCCCUUCAGUGGAGCUCGGACUAACCGUUGUGUAUACGAUUCUGUACUCGCUGCUCUUUGUGUUUGUUUACCUGCAACUCUGGCUCAUUUUGCACUAUGGCCACAAGCGCUUCAGCUAUCAGAGCGUUUUUCUGUUUCUCUGUCUGCUGUGGUCAGCGCUGAGGACUACGUUGUUUUCUUUUUACUUCAAGAACGUUGUUCAGGCGAACCAAUUACAGCCUUUGCCUUACUGGUUUUUGUACUGUUUUCCCGUAUGCCUGCAGUUCUUCACACUGUGUCUGCUAAAUCUGUAUUUUGCACAGGUAAUGUUUAAAGCCAAAGCGAAGUAUUCUCCAGAGCUUAACAAAUACAAGGUUCCUCUGCGGCUGGGCUUCCUGUUCGCCAGCCUCUUCUUCCUGGUGGUGAACGUGACGUGCGCCAUGCUGGUGCAGGGCAGCGUGGGGGACGGGGAGGUGAGGCACGCCGUGCUGGCGCGCGUCCUCAUCAACGACAGCCUCUUCGUGCUCUGCGCCAUCUCCCUCGCCGUCUGCAUCUUCAGGAUCGCCAAGAUGUCCUCCGCCAACGUCUACCUCGAGUCCAAGGGCACGUCCGUGUGCCAGGCCACGGCGAUUGGGGCGGCGGUCAUCUUGCUGUACACCUCCCGGGCCUGCUACAACCUGGUGGUGGUGGCCCUGUCCCCCGAGCACCGGCCCAACCCCUUCAACUACGGCUGGUACAACGUGUCAGAUCAGGCCGAUGUGGAGAUCACCGGGGAGGCCUACAUCGUGUUUGGGAUCAUCCUGUUCUUCUGGGAGCUUCUGCCCACCAGCCUGGUGGUGGUCUUCUUCAGGGUCCAGCGGCCCAAUCAGAACCUGGCCCCGGGAGGGAUGAUAAACAGCCACAGCUUUAGCUCCAGGGCGUACUUCUUCGACAAUCCGCGGCGCUACGACAGCGAUGACGACCUGUCCAGGAGCAUCACCUCCCGAGGGGACAGGGGCAGCAGCAUACAGUCCUCCACACCCCAGCCCGGGCCCAGCUGGUACGGGUCCAUACAGAGGACGGGCAGCCUGACGGGCGUGUCGCACCUGCUGAACGGGCCGCCCUCCAGCACCGCCCCCCUCCUCCUGGCGUACGGCAACCUGCAGACCAACCAGCACCACAACUACUACUCCACGCCCCAGAACUACUACUCGACCCCGCAGAACUACUACUGCACCCCGCAGAACUGAGCCCCCCCGCCCCGCCCCGCCCCGCCCUGGUCGCCCGGCGAGGGUGCUCGGUGUAUCCGGCUCGCGGCUCGCGCCGCGCCGUGCCGCAGGCCUGUUAAAAGCGCAUAUCCGACCGGCUCAGCUUGGCCACGCCCCCCUCCAUUCCACAGCCCCUCCCCCCUUCUCCGCCGCCCCUUGCCGCCUCCUCCUCCUUCCCAGGCUGACGGCGGUCACCAUGGCGAGGACCCUCUGGGGCAGGAAGUUUAACAGAUGGGACCAGGCUGGGGGGCAGAUGCAGCCCCGUAGGGGGAAGAUCCCUCCCCCCCCUUGUGAGCUUGUUUAUUUGGCUGUUUUAGCUUUUUAUUCCUUUUCCACUGUAACUUGGCAAAUUGUUUUUAAAGAAAAUGAUUCCAGAGAAGUUAGUUGGACAUUGUAAUAAGAAAAAAAAAAACUGUAAAGACUAAUUGCAUUUCUACUCAACAUUUGGAAAUUUGAUUUCCUAUGAAGUCGACCACUUUCUUGGCUUUUUCCAGAGCGGAAAACAUUCUGAAACCUAGAGUCUUCUCAGACUGUCAUGGACCAGUCUCUGUGGUGUCGACUUGCCUCCUCGCCCACCACAAAAAUUUUCCCCACUUGUCUCUGUUGUCGAUUCUGUCCAUGCAGGCAGCACCUGUUCCGGAAGCUUCCUGCACAGACAGGCUGUGUGCCCUGAAAUGGGAUGCAAUAUUUGCACUUUGAAACCUGUUCUCGUGGCCCUGAUUAAACUGGCUCAUGCCUUGAAUGUGGAGGCAGACCCUCUCUGGAUUCCUGUUUCAGGAGAACAUUCCCAGCAUCCCCUCUGGCAAGGGGUCUGGCGAGUUUGGCACGGACGAGCCGUGGCACUUUGGCGUGCCGACGCCGGCACCUCGUGUGCCUGGGUGCGCUGCGGCUUGUGUACCGUAUCAGAAGCCAGGAGAGAAAAAAAAAAAGUUAAAUGUUGACUUUGGUGCGCGUGAGUCCUUUUUUUUUUUUUUACAGUCAAGACUGCAGGAAGGAGAACCCUCUGCCAAAGAGCACAGACCGUGACUGGAGCUAGGCCGAAAGCUCAAGCCUGGACCUUUCCUGGAAACGUGUCCCCUCUCCCAGUGCAUGCCCUCCAGCUAUUUCCAAGCGGGUGCUCCAUGGAGGGGUGGGGUCCAGUGGGAAGACGUGUGUGAUGAAUGUUGUGGAUUCAGUAACAUGAAUGUAUUGGUUUGGGUUAGCACUCAUCUUCAGCAGCACUGAUCCAUAGACUAUGUUACUGUGUUCCAGUCUGAUACUUCUUUCCUGGAAGGACUUGUGUAGAUAGUGUCGGAGAAGGAGGCUGAACACCAUUUUCCAGUACGUAUCUCUCUCGUAUGUGACAUUAUACAGUAGCUAUCUGUAAUGUGGUAGUUUACAGCAUCAAGCUCUUAUAGAAACAUCUGACAUUGUGCCAUUGCUUUUUUUUUUUUUACUAGGAGAAUCUGUUGCACAAAAUGCUGUACAUAUUUGAUAUUUAAUAAGCUUUACUUAUUCAACUUUGUUUCUGUUUAACUGAGUUAAUAUAGUUGGGCUCUCCCGUUUGGUGCAAGGUUUCAGUAAACACUGCAAUAAUUGGUGCAUGUAUAUAGGGUCGAGUUGAGAUGUGCGUGGGGUGUGUGUGCGUUCGAAAGCAUACGUGGGAGAGUUUCGGAGAGCUGGGGAACCGUAGGUCUCAUGUACGCCAUCGAUGCACGUUGCUAAGCAGUGUUUUGCACUUCUGCAAAAAAAAGUUGUUCUCAAAGAGUACAGAGGUGUGAGGCAGGCCUCUGAUUGCUGCCAGUGUGAAACCCCAAAUGUCUUUUUAAAAUUUUUUUUUAAUCGUCAUUUCCUCCCCACUUCCCUCCUCUUGUUAUUGCUAGUUGAACUGAAGUGUCGUCAGACCAGCGCAGUCUCUGGGCGAAUGCGAUCGCGCGUCUCGCGUCUGACACGCGAUCGCGCGUCGUCGCGCUCUUGCGUGGGUGACGCGUGACCGUCGUCCCGUUGAGCUCUGUUUACUGCAUGCUGCGGAGAGGCGACUUCCGUCACCCCUCGGUUGAGUCUGGAGAAGAAGGGUCCGAUUCAGCCUCUUCUUCAGAACUCCCUCAAACAUUCAAAUCUCUUUUCUCUCGAAGGACCAUAGAUCACAAAGCAGCCUGGUAGUUGCUUAAUUUUCCUCUUUUUUUCUUUUAAACAAAAUUGUUUGCAGGGUAUGGGGGGGAAGGCAAAUGGUUGUGUAAUCAUUUUUAACUAUCUCUGAAAAAUAGUAUUUUUCUGUUACUGUCAGUUAACAUAGUUGAUUAAUGUGAGAUGGUCAUGAGGGUGGGGGUUGCCAGGUCCAAAUUCUGUCAGAUGGCAGGAAUGAGGUGGCAGUUAUUAGGACGGGGGGUGGGGGAUCCAUGCAUUCCAAUUAUGUGGGCUUCAUCACACAUACAUCUGAGAAAUUUCAAGUGUUCUGCGUUAUGAGAACAGAAGAUUUACCACCUACAGUAUGCAGUGGAAUUUCACAUAUGUGGGUUUAAAGUAUUGUUUUGUUUUUUGUUUGGUUAUUUGUUUCUUUGAAGUGUAUUACAUCAGGUUCUGUUUCUGACACAUAGUGAGGUGAUAGCCUCACUUUUUUUGUUUCAUUUUGUUCGUGGCCAAUGAAUGUAACACGUCUAUCCAUAUUUCAUAGUUCACUAAAAGCUGUAUGCAAGCACUACCAUGUUAAAAUAAAGUUUUACUGCACUGUUUUAAA
Anguilla anguilla (European eel) is the source of this 4342-nucleotide messenger RNA. RefSeq names its product G protein-coupled receptor 137c (gene gpr137c). Gene Ontology annotation, biological process: positive regulation of TORC1 signaling. The coding region runs from base 316 to 1608 and encodes 430 amino acids. The transcript has 7 exons. NCBI's taxonomy places the organism in Eukaryota, Metazoa, Chordata, Actinopteri, Anguilliformes, Anguillidae. Gene Ontology annotation, cellular component: lysosomal membrane. The record is from RefSeq and is a predicted model, not a curated record.